Messenger RNA from Coturnix japonica (Japanese quail), 2816 nucleotides. Its product is annotated as dipeptidase 2-like. NCBI's taxonomy places the organism in Eukaryota, Metazoa, Chordata, Aves, Galliformes, Phasianidae. Gene Ontology annotation, biological process: proteolysis. Gene Ontology annotation, molecular function: metallodipeptidase activity. The record is from RefSeq and is a predicted model, not a curated record.
UGGUAUCUCUUCGCUUUAACAAACUUGAAAAUGAAGCAAAAUCUAACAACGUUGUUGCUAUGGCUGUUGAUGUUCCUCUUUGAUACUGUGCCAUUCAUCUGUGAGAAAUCAAUGAGAGAGAGAGCUAUCAGUCUGAUGCAAGAUACACGUUUAAUUGAUGGCCACAAUGACUUUGUACUGCGUCUGAGAAUAUUUUACCAAAAUAGAAUCAGUAAAGUCAACUUAAGAGAAAUCAACAAGACCCACACAAAUCUUCUGAAACUUAAGGCUGGUUAUGUGGGAGCUCAGUUUUGGUCAGUGUAUGUUCUUUGCAGCGCUCAGAACAAGGAUGCUGUACGUCUGACCUUAGAGCAAAUUGAUGUUGUCAAGAGGAUGUGUAACAGCUAUGAAGAGCUUGAACUUGUGACAACUUCCCAAGGUAUUUCUGACAGUAGGAAGAUUGCAUGUUUGAUUGGAAUAGAAGGUGGUCACUCUAUUGACAGCAGUUUGGCAACACUGAGGAUGUAUUAUGACCUAGGUGUUCGUUACAUGACUUUGACACAUUCCUGCAAUACUCCUUGGUCUGAGUCUUCAUCUAAAGGAAUACACAACUUUUAUCCUAAUGUUACUGGUUUGACUGCAUUUGGCCAAGAAGUGGUAAAGGAAAUGAAUCGUCUGGGUAUGCUGAUAGAUUUAUCUCAUACUUCAUAUUCCACAGCAAAAACUGCACUACGUAUCUCAAAAGCACCAGUAAUUUUCAGCCAUUCUUCUGCAUUUUCUGUUUGUAAUCACUCCAGAAAUGUUCCUGAUGAUAUCCUCCAGAAUCUGAAAAAGAACAAGGGAAUUAUUAUGGUGACAUUCAAUGCAGAUGUACUGGCCUGUGGCAGGAAAGUUGUUAAUGUUUCUACCCUAGCAGAUCAUUUUGACCACAUAAAGAGAAUUGCAGGUUCAGAAUCGAUAGGAAUUGGUGGUGACUACGACGGAGUGGAACGUUUCCCUGAGGGACUGGAAGAUGUUUCGAAAUACCCUUCUUUGAUUGAGGAACUUCUUAGAAGAGGGUGGAAUGAAAUGGAACUAAAAGGGGUCUUAAAGGAGAACUUCCUCCGUGUCUUCAGGGAAGUGGAAAAUGUGCGGAAUAUUAGUAGAGCAAUGGAUGCAGGUGAGAGUGAAAUCCCUCAUGAAGAAGUACAAAAUUCCUGUCGCCUAGACCUACGUAAUAUUCGGAUUCAACCUGACAGGUCUUCUGGAUUUCCUUCUAUGGUACAGUCAUUUAGUCUAACACUUGUAUUUGUACCAUAUUUAAUCCUGCAUUAUUAAUUGUAAUAUCUGUGGAUUCCAGGGAGAAUGGAGAAAACUGUAAUGCCGCUAGUUACCUUUUGAGGGGUGAGCUGUUAAUAUAGAGCUUGGCUGGAAUAUUUAAUAUGGUUUCCAUACUUUCACCUGCACACUUGAAAAUUAGUGUGGAUUUUAAAUGGUGUGGCAAAACUAUUUAGAAUUAGAAGUGAGAAAUUCUACCACCCAGAUCAAACCAGGAUCAACUUUGUAAAUAAAAAAUAGUUAUGCUUAAUGAUAAGUCAUCUAACACAUGGAGUGUGAUUUUGGUACACAUGUUGUGGCAUUUGAUGUAAUACCAAGGUCUAGAAUUAGCCUUACCACACAGGCUUUAGUAGAUGGGAUUAAGACAUUGAGACAUCUGUGCCAGGAUUUUGUCAGUUACUUCUUUUUAUAUGGUACAGUUGUCAUCAUUGCUCAGAGAAGACACUGCCACCCCAGCGGGUGUAGAAGAGUGGUUGUGUGUGUUUUUUGGGUUUUGCUUUUGUUUUAGACGACAAACUGGAUGAUGUGGAUACUUGAAUUCAGUUUUCAUACCUACAAGUAGCUUUAGGGGAACCAUUAUGCAGUAUUAAACUCAUUUUUUAAUCCUGACCAGGAUAAUGGGCAGCUGAAGAGUUACUGAAGGGAUGAGGUAGGUAUCUCAUAUUCAUAUGUUAGCAAAAUGAAGGAAUAGAUGUUCAGGUUGCGUUGUAGAUACUCUUGUAUCUCUUGCUGUGAAACAGCAAGUCAGUUUUUCUCUAGAAUAACUUGAGACUGCUCAUGCCAUCCAUUUCUGCAUAUGUGUACCAGUAGUGUUCCUGGAGGAAGACAGUUCCUGCUGUUGCUUCAAAAUGUAGCUUAAUUAGCUCUUCUGAUAGGGUGGUCUCAUUGAUAAGUAUAUUCUGAAUGUAUUAGAGACACUUAAAGAAUUCUUUGCAAGUCAUGUUGAAUAUUUUAGUGCAUACAAGCCAAGUUUUUAAGAGCAGUUUCUUAACAAAUACUGAGACUAUUUAUGGAUACACGGUGGAGAGUUUCAGCACAAGUUUUGUCUUCUCAAUAUGAUUUAACUGGUAUCACAAACUGUUUUUAAAGCAUGUGAUACUGAUCAAAUGAUGAAUGCAAUAAUGCAGAUGUUUACUACUCAUCCUUACUUCUGCUAAUAGCUUUGGAAGCUACUGGAAAACUGCCAUCCAUGGUCUCUUUUCACAAAAAUAGUACUGUGGUAGUAAGUUCAUUGCAUAUUUGAGAUGUAAGAUGCCUUUUUAUUUCUGUGUUGUCACUUCCCUGCCUAAUUUGUACUUUUUUCCCCCAAUACUUUAGCAUGGAUUCAAAAUGCAUUUCUCUUCUUGAAGGUGCAGAUAAUUGUAUCACUCUCAUUUCACCAUGCGAUAGAUAAUUGUGGUUUAUUUCCUUGUUUUAUCUGUAGUGUAUUGCACUUAUUUUCUGACUUUGGAGUAAAGUUUAAUUUGUAACCUUGUGGAAAAAAAGUAUGAAAUUAAAUAAAAUAUUUUUUAAAAAUGUUA